Molecule: messenger RNA, 791 nt
Organism: Macadamia integrifolia
Lineage: Eukaryota; Viridiplantae; Streptophyta; Magnoliopsida; Proteales; Proteaceae
Product: PLAT domain-containing protein 3-like
Exons: 2
Coding region: 136-681 (181 amino acids)
Molecular function (GO): protein binding
Source: RefSeq, a predicted model, not a curated record
UCCUGUGUCUUUUACUUUUCUCCUCUCUAUAAAGAAAAAAAAAAAAGUUUGGCCAUCAAAGCUAUACAAUGAACAAACAAAUCGCAAACCCAAAUCUAGCAGAGAAAUAGAGAAAGAAAUCAGGGAAAGAUCAAAAUGGGAACUUGGAUCAAGAAUGAUCACCUCUUCUUCUUGUUCGCUGUUAUAAUUUCCUCUGCAAUUAUAGCUCAAUCUGACGAUUGCGUAUAUACGGUAUACGUGAGGACUGGAUCGAUAGUAAAGGGAGGAACAGACUCGAACAUCAGCCUAACCCUAUACGAUGCAGAGGGUCAUUACGUAGAGAUGCCGAAUUUGGUGACCUGGGGAGGUUUAAUGAGAGAAGGGCACAACUACUUCGAGAGGGGAAACCUCGAUAUGUUUAGCGGCAGGGGUAGAUGCUUAAGGGCACCGGUGUGUGGAAUGAACCUAACAUCAGAUGGAUCAGGGGAUAACCAUGGGUGGUACUGCAACUAUGUGGAGGUUACGUCGACGGGUCCACAUAUUCCCUGCUCGCAGCUGCUCUUCACGGUGGAGCAAUGGGUUGCUCUUGACGUAUCUCCUUAUGAGCUCACCGCUACCAGGAAUUACUGCAAUUCUGAUCUUCAGAGCAUUGAAAAGAAGCAUCAGAAACAGAAGAUCCGUUCUGAUUUGAGUGUGGUGUAGUUAAUUGUUUUUAAAUUGGAGAUGGAAUUAAUGGUCCUGAAUUAAGAGACGAUUGGCCAUCUCUACAUGUAAUUAAGAAAUAGUAAUUUUUCGGAAUAAUAAAAUUUAGU